Molecule: messenger RNA, 1356 nt
Organism: Naegleria gruberi
Lineage: Eukaryota; Heterolobosea; Eutetramitea; Acrasida; Naegleriidae
Exons: 1
Coding region: 1-1356 (451 amino acids)
Source: RefSeq, a predicted model, not a curated record
AUGCAAAUUUCAUCCAGCAGCGAACAAUGCCUCACAUUGUUGGCUGUACUUUUCUUACCACUUUUCGUUUAUUGCUCAGAUUUCGGCAAAAUCUACACUGUCUCCAAGUACAACAGUAAACAAGUAUACGAAAAUAUAUACGAAAGUUCAACAUAUAACUAUCAAGGUUUUCAAUCACCCUCUGAUUACUACAAGCUUCCUACUGGUAUUCAAGUGAGUUUCCGAUACCAAUUCCAAAAUAUUGAUGAUGAAAUUUCCUCAUCAGAUUCUUUUUCUUUCCAAUUUCACAGAGAAACUAAACUAAAGUAUUCCAUUGACUUUCCACUCAUCCAAAACGUUACCAUUUUGAACGCAACUGUCCUAUUAAACGCUAGAUUUGGUAUUUUCAAUGUUGACAUUCCCAAUCAACUAAUUGCCAGAAUUGGAGAUUUGCACUUUACAAAAUUAAAUCAAACUUUGAAGGAAAAAAGUGAAUUUGGUGAAGAAAUUUCUUCAAUUGAUGAAUUUUCAUUGAAUUUAAAUCUUUCUCAGAUAUUUACUACCAUUAAUUCAACAACAGUUGCCUUAAUUUAUAAUUUGGGAGAUACUGAGCCAAGAAAUGUGAAAUUUUCACAAUGGACGAAACUUUCAUGUCCUUCCUCUUAUGAGCUAAUUGAAGAAAAGUUGAGAAAUUCGAAAGAGUUUACAUCUCUUGGAUUUGUAGAGGGACCAGUUUCGUAUAAUGAUCCAUCAAUUCCAAAGUUUAAAAUUGAAGAAAUGAACCAAGUUAGAGUGGAAGAUAUUCAAGAUUCGUAUAACAAAAGACCAGGUUUCGAAUAUACAAUUUUGAAGAGCUACAUGUUUUAUCAAAGUAAUAUCGAGUACGAUAAUCUAUUAUCUUCCUAUAUUAAUUUCAACUUUGAAUCCAAUGGAAAUUUCACAGAUAUUUAUGGAAGAAAUGUCAUAAUUGACUUGGCAUCAAUGUCAUGUGGAGCUCGUGUCAAAUACGGAUACAAAUUCGGAGAUGAGAUUAAGGAUUAUUCAUUUGAGGAUAAAAGAUCCAAUGAAUACGUUCAAUGUGAUCACGGAACUUUCUUCAAUAAUUCCUUAAUAGUUUUCUAUGGGAAAGUUCUGAAUGGACCAUUACCACCUGUUCCUUAUCCAUCAUUUUCUCCUUCUCCUUCUCCUCAUCCACAUUAUUCGAAACAAAUUGUUUCAUCUUCUUCAUCUAAAAAUGGAAAUAAUCAAUCUGUGAUUAUUGGUGUGAGUGUUGGCUUGGGAUUAUUUGCUUUUUGUGUUGUGAUUUCAAUCAUUUCAAUGGUGAUUUGUAUUGUGGUGAAAAGACGUCAGAAAUAUGCCUAUCAAUCCGUUCAAUAA